GUCUACCAAUGGGAAAAAAGAAGAAUCUUAGCAUUGCCGGAGGUAAUUAAGGAAACGGAGCGGGUUCUUGGCUUCCUUCGAAACUCCGCAGAGCGAUGGUAUCCACGUGGUUGGGACACUGUGUUCUCGGUUCUCCCAUAUCUCUCGGAGGUGAUUUGAACCGACUGCGAGGGCGAGUUAGGAAGCUGGAUUGCAGAAGCAUUCUGGGAGCGGCCAUUGAUCCCUGAAACCCUGGGAGCUGAUCGCGUGCGUGCGAGAGAAGAGGGGCAUACCUCCCUUCUCCCUCCCCCUCGGCGCCCUGAGGAGGAGAAAACACCUUCCCCUUUAGGAAACUUAGGUUGCCGGAGAAAGGUUCAUCGAAUGCAGUUGAUAAGACCACGAUUUUCUCGCCACUUGACCCUGGAACGAAUCCCCGAUGUGCCAAGCUUAAGAGAGGUGGGUCCUCUGAGCUGUUGGUCGUCCUUCCUUCUUGUAGAAGACAAUGUCAUCAGAGAGGUGAUGCCAUGACAUAUUUUAACUGCCUUUGAAUGCUACUGCAGAUAUGGAGAAGACUGAAGAACAUUUUGCAAAUUUGUCCAUUGCUAGACGUUCUGCAGUGACUAAAGAGCCUACUUACCUCCUUGACAUAGACACUUCAAAAAAUGUACAGAAAGAAAAUGGAUGCAUAGUUGCUGUUUCAUGUUCCAAUGGAUCAGUUAGACUAUAUAAUAAAGAGACAUUAAGUUUGCUAAGGGAGUUUAAUGAACAGUCUGGACUCCUUAAAGGAGUCAAAUUUGCAAAUUCUUAUUCCCAUGUAUUUUCAGCAUGCACAGAUGGCACUAUAAAGUGUUGGGAUAUGCGCUUAUCAGGUAAAACACCAGUACAGGUAUUCAAGGGUUAUCCUUCCAAUGUUUUCAUCAGUUUUGAUAUUAAUUGUAAUGAUCAUAUCAUUUGUGCUGGAACUGAAAAAGUGGGUGAUGAUACUUUGAUGGUAUUUUGGGAUGCAAGAAGUAGUUCUCAAAGUUCAUGCCCUGUUAAAGAUCCAUUAGGUGUUUAUUCAGAGACACACAGUGAUGAUAUAACCCAGGUAUGUUUUCAUCCUGACAAUCCUAACAUGCUAGUCUCGGGAUCAACUGAUGGACUUGUGAAUGUUUUUGAUAUAAGCAAUGACAAUGAAGAAGAUGCCCUGAUUGCAACUUGUAACUCUGGUUCGUCAGUAAGUUAUGUUGGUUGGUCUGGGAAGGAAUAUAAAGAAAUUUACUGUAUGACACAUGAUGAAGGAUUUUGUUGGUGGGAUCUUGCCAAUUUAGAUACUGAUCAACCAGUUACAUGUCUGAAUAUCCAGGAUGUCAGGGAAGUAAUUAAUGUGCAAAAUGGAAAUCUGGAUUAUUUGGUUGGUGGCUUAUACCAUGAAAAAACAGACCAACUAUUGAUUGUUGGAGGUACAAAUACAGGAACUAUUCACUUAAUAAACUGUGCCUCUUCAGGAUUGACAUAUAUGAAAAGCCUUGAGAGAGGGCAUUCUGCCACAGUUCGUUCCUUUUGUUGGAGUAUGCAGGAUGAUUCUUUACUAACUGGUGGAGAAGAUGCACAACUGUUACUUUGGAAACUUGGAGCCACUGAAAAGAUUCUUGCAAAGAAAGAUAACAUGAAAAUAGCUUCCUCUGUGCAGAAACGUAUUAGAGUUCACAGUAAUCAUUCUUACAAAAAGUAAGAAAAAGCAUAGUGGUUAAAACAGCUUAUGAUCUUGUUUGGUCUUCUGUUAAUUAAUAUACUAUAGCCUGUAUGCAGAAAUGGAUCUAUUUGUAAAUUAGCUUUUUCAAGUACAGAAAAAACUUGAUUUAUAUAGAACUUGAAAUGUCAUAAAAAUAAAAUAUUUCUGAAUUCAAAAGAA
Antechinus flavipes (yellow-footed antechinus) is the source of this 1873-nucleotide messenger RNA. It is a transcript of the gene WDR89, whose product is annotated as WD repeat domain 89. The coding region runs from base 542 to 1693 and encodes 383 amino acids. Gene Ontology annotation, molecular function: protein binding. The transcript is spliced from 3 exons. The record is from RefSeq and is a predicted model, not a curated record. NCBI's taxonomy places the organism in Eukaryota, Metazoa, Chordata, Mammalia, Dasyuromorphia, Dasyuridae.